Python bivittatus (Burmese python) is the source of this 1349-nucleotide messenger RNA. NCBI's taxonomy places the organism in Eukaryota, Metazoa, Chordata, Lepidosauria, Squamata, Pythonidae. The record is from RefSeq and is a predicted model, not a curated record.
AUUAAUCUGUGCCGUAGAGAAAAAGGCGUGUCUUUCGGAAAGUGCGCGCGCAGGUGGGCCGGAGGGCUUUCCCCCUUGUUGGAGGUCGCCUAGGUGUAGUUGUUCGCGGCGUACUGGGACUUGACAGUAUCUGGGAUAUAAAUCUACAAGCAAAUAUAAGGAGUGUUAAACCCUUUACAGUACAACAAAGGCUGGUAAAGAAGAAUAAUGGAAGAUAAAAGGCAGAGAGCCAGAGUCCAGGGUGGCUGGGCUAGCCAGGGAAAUAGCAGAAUGACCCCAUGUACAGCUUUUAGAGAUCCCAGUGCUAGAAAUCAAGCAUUUGCCAAUUCAGCACCAUCCAGGUUCCAAAGAGAGGCAGAUCCAUCCAAAAGACAAUUUGUUUUUAAAGCACCUGAAGAGGUUGUAUGCAAAGUCCCAGAACCCAGAUUAAUAGAGAAACAGGGUCUAUAUGAGAUCAGCACAUUGCCCUCAGGAGUAUCAAAGAUUCAUUUGAUUCCUGGCUUCAUUUCCUUGAGUGAAGCAGACUGGAUGUUUGACCAGCUUUUCCAUGAAAUUCCAUGGAGGCAAAGAACACACGUUAGACACGAUCAAUCUUAUGAUGAACCGAGACUCACAGCAUGGUAUGGAAAACUACCCUACACCUAUUCCAGGCUUGAAAUGCAGGCAAACCCUGAUUGGCACCCACUACUGGCCAUGUUGAAGGAUCUCAUAGAAGAUUUCACUAAGAACACCUUCAACUCCCUACUCUGUAACCUCUACCGAAAUGAAAAGGACAGUGUUGAUUGGCAUAGUGAUGAUGAACCUACACUGGGAAAAAACCCCAUAAUUGCGUCGCUUAGCUUUGGUGCCACCCGGAUGUUUGAGAUGAGGAAGAAGCCUCUGCCUGUGAGUUUAUAAAGCUGGAAUGUAAUCCAGUAGAAACAACAUAUUUUAAAUACUUUAAAUGCAUAAUAUAAUACAGCUCUUUCUGUCCACAUACCUAAAACCACAGGUGGGCAGCACAUAAACCCAGUCCGCAAGCCGUUAUUAACCAGUUCAUAGUCCUAAUAGCAUUGAUGAACUGUGUUGGGAUAGGGUGGGAUGCAUUGGCAAUAGCUCAGUGAUAGGGUGCAUAGUCUGAACAUGGGUUUUUUUGCUGCCAUUUCUGGAUGAGGCUGGAAAAUAUCCUGCCUUAAUUGUAGUGAUUUCCCAUUAUGAGGAGGAUGGGGAUAUUGUAUAGUAGAUGACGGAGGAGUAGCUGAUUGGAGAGGUACAUAAAGCAGCAAGUAGCUUGUAUUAAUGUUUAGCUGUUACGCUGAAAUUCAUUGAGGCUUAAUAUCAGUCAUUUAUUUUUGUAGUGGUUAAGGCAC